Messenger RNA from Portunus trituberculatus (swimming crab), 894 nucleotides. RefSeq lists its product as uncharacterized. Gene Ontology annotation, molecular function: nucleic acid binding. The transcript has 2 exons. NCBI's taxonomy places the organism in Eukaryota, Metazoa, Arthropoda, Malacostraca, Decapoda, Portunidae. The record is from RefSeq and is a predicted model, not a curated record. Bases 1 to 894 code for a protein of 297 amino acids.
AUGUCCUCGGACAUCUCGCUGUCCCAGGGUGCUUUAGAGAGGCACCACCAGACCCUUAAGACCAUAUUACGUGCCUUCUGCCUAGAACACGAGCGAGACUGGAAUAAAGCUGUCCCCUAUGUGAUGUUUGCUGUAAGGGAGGCUCCCACAGAGUCGUUGGGCUUCUCCCCUAAUCAGUUAGUGUUUGGGCACCAUGUCCGUGGGCCCCUUGAUGUAGUGCGAAAGGCAUGGUGCUAUCCUCCCAUUAGUGACUCUACUGUGCUCCUAGAUUAUGUGCUUGUGGCCCGCAAGAGAUUGAGGAAGGCACAUGACAUCGCACGAGCACACUUGGGUGCGGCUCAGAAAGGAAUGAAGUGGUACUACGACCGCCGCACGAAGUAUCACAGCUUCCAGGAGGGAGAUGAAGUGCUGGUGCUGCUCCCGCUCCAGGGCCAGCCUCUUGCUGCCCGUUAUUGUGGUCCCUACACCAUCCAAGAGCGGGUGGGGGACCUCGACUAUCUAGUGGCGACUCCUGACCGGCGCAAACCAGUGCAGUUGUGCCAUGUUAAUAUGCUCAAGCCAUAUUACCGUUUUUCUAGCCAGGAGGGCUCUUUUAGUUUUGUCAAGGUUGAGGCGGUAAGUCGGUUCCCCGCCCCGACUUGCCGUCGAGGCCUACACAAGUUCCUCGGUGUAGUAGGCUACUACAGGAGGUUUGUGCCUGGUCACUCCACCCUCCUGGCACCUCUCACCGAUCUCCUGCAGAAGGGGCGGAAGUGGACGUGGUCUCCAGACUGUGCAGCCGCGUUUUCACGCGUAAAACAGCUACUCUGUGAGCUGCCAGUCCUCAGGGCUCCCGACUUUAAGAAGCUGUCUAUUACGCUGAGCGAUAUAAUUUCUUUUAUUUUGUUUAGUUAG